AAAGACGUUAAGCCCAACGUAAACAACAACGAACCAAAACAAACAAAGCCGCCCGGUCCGGUCCCAAAGGAGCGUCUAAUUCCAAUUGCCACUUAACUCCCAUUUUCUUCUGUUUAUCCAACUGUUAUAAUGCGCUUGUAAUCCCUGAUUUUUCGUUCUAUAACUCUCUCAUCUUCCUCAUGAAGCUGCCAUUAUAUUGAUGUGUUAUUAUUACUAGUAUAAUAUAAUAUACUGCACACAUCCCCAAAGCUAAAUACUCAAGAAAAUUCAGUAAACUCAAUACCAAUACUCCUGCAGUUUCCCCAUUACUAUGCACGUCUAGUUGUCUUCACACUCCCCCAUAGCACCCCUUCUCUUACUAUUCUCCAUAUUUUUUUUCUCUUGAUCUAAGAUUUGAUCCUUUACUUGCUUCUUUUUUUGGGCCAAUAUAAACAUAUCGGGUUCCGUACAGUGACGAACUCCCCUGUUUCACUUUCAAGAUCUGUUUCAUGUCUUGUCCUUUUCUUUUCUGUUAAGCACUUUCCAUUUCUUCCAUUGAACUCUUCUUCAAGUGCUCAAUAUUUUCUUUCUUUUACGGUUGCUUCAUUUGGUCCUAAUAACCAAAAUUAUUAAAUUGCUUAAUUCCAAAAACCCAGAAAACCCCAUAUUCAUUUUCAUUAAUAAUUGUCAUUUCUUGCAUUGAACUCUUCCUCACGUGUUUAGAUUCUCCUCUAUUUUUCCCAAAAAGUUUUGGUUCAUUCACCAUAUUCAGGAUAGUAAUCUUUUGGUUAAUUUCCAAAACCCAGAUAAACCCAAAGAGUAUUGUCAUUUUAUAUCGAUUAUUACGAUUUGGGUAUUAAUGGGGAAUUGUUUCGGGAUAUCAAGAAAGUUGACGUCGGAGAUUGCGCCGGCCGACGUGAUAAAGAAACACCCGGCCGUCAAACUGUACGGACCGCCGAAUAAUAUUUCAACCUAUUACAUUCGAUGUGCUCUGCUCUACAAGCCCGUGACUGUCCAUUUUAUUCCCUCAGAGACCCACCGUUCGCCGGUACUGGAGUACACAUCCGACUCCGUUACAGGGUCCGUUAACGACGUGUUGCGUUACUUGGACGUGAAGUUUCCGGAGCCGAAGUUGUCGACGAGGUGGGGAAUCGGUGAUGAAACGACGCCGUUUGUGGUUUGGUUGGUAAUACUACAACAUAGGAGUAUGACGUGGCACUUGGAGAGAAUGGGGAGGUGGGGUGAGGACUUGGCGGGUCGGGGCGGGAAGGCACGGGGUGAUCCGGCAAUGGGGACUCCGAAAAUGGAGGUGAGAAAGUUUGCGAGGAGUUAUUCACAGUUGUUGGAGCUACUGCUGGAGCAUGCUCAAAUGGAGGAGAGAGUUGUUUUUCAAAUCUUGGAAAAAGCUGAUAGAGGAUUGUCUAAAGCUGCAAAUGAGGAGCAUGCGAGGGACCUUCCGAUGAUGAAUGGUAUUAAAGAAGAUAUCAAAUCUAUCGGAGUUCUUGAUUCAGGGCAUCCUUCCUACCAAGAAGCCCUCUGCAACCUCUCUACUCGACUCAAAACCUUACAGGAGCAUAGCAAGAAACACUUUGAAGAGGAGGAGAAGAAUCUACUGCCGCUAAUGGAGGCAGCUGAAUUAAGUAAAGCGCAACAGGAUAAAGUCCUAGACCAGUGCUUGGAUGUAAUGCACGGGACACACUCCCAUCUCUUUCGUUUCUUUAUGGAAGGCCUCCUCCCUCAGGACGCAAUGCAUUACUUGGACAUGCUUUCUAGGUGCAGUGACCAAAACCGAGUGUCUUCAAUGCUACGGCUAAUUGUUGAUAAGGUUGUGUGAUUCUAUUUUACGAUCAAUCAUCGUUGCUUUGAAAUAUAAAUAGUUAUCAUCGUCAAUAGUUGUUGGUCUAGCUUUGCUUUUAAAGUGGAGCACUUGAUGUUAAGCUCACUAUAAUUGCUUUGCUUUGCACUUCUUUAAUGUCCAGUGGGGCUCCUAAGUUGAGUCCUUAAGCACCAAUUAUACCUUUUGUUGUUUCUUUCACAUGGCAGAUGCUCAAAGCAAAAGGGAGGAGAGGUUGCCUUUUGUUCUUUCUACUUUUCAUUUUUUUUCUAUCUUUUUUCUUUUACUUUAGCAGUUUAGCUGGUUAUAGUUAGUCUGUACAUAGUAGGGGACAGAUAUGCUUUGUUGGAUGUUGCUUUGAAUCUACUUCUCUGUUAAUGUAAAUAAUUCGAUGUGGAUAUUGUUGGCU
Molecule: messenger RNA, 2222 nt
Organism: Nicotiana attenuata
Lineage: Eukaryota; Viridiplantae; Streptophyta; Magnoliopsida; Solanales; Solanaceae
Exons: 3
Coding region: 839-1813 (324 amino acids)
Source: RefSeq, a predicted model, not a curated record